UAGGAUUUGUUGAUAUUAAGUUCCACUAAAGAGCUAAUUUGAAUUAAUAAUAAAAUAUUAAGAAUAACCUAACCCAACCUAAGGAUAACCCAAUCGAAAAGGACAUAGCCUACUUCAGAAAAUGGAUACAAAAAGGAUUACAUGUGUGAUAGUUGUGAUAUUAGCUAUGAGUGGACUAAGCCAGGCUGGAGCCAAAUAUGAAAGUCCUAACUCCUACAACGACAACACUCAAUGGCGACGACAAUACUUCAAUGAAAAGAAAAACGAUUCAUUAGCUGAAAACACAGCCAACAAGGAAAGACUUGAAAGACUCGGUUAUACAACCGGAUAUGGUCAUCUCAAUGGUUAUUCUGGGACUGGUAUAUCUGCCUACAAUCCAAUUAAACUUGAUCUUGGCGGGGUUGUCCUUGGAACUCUAGUUGGCAUCGGAGCUAUUCUUAUUAUUCCAAAAAUAAUAUCAGCAUUCCACGGAGGCUACGGAAGCUAUGCCAGAAGUGACGCUGAGGGUGAUCUUUCAGGCCUUGCCAACAUGAUGAAUAAGAUUGAUGACAUACUCGGACAGAAUAACAUCGAUUCGACAAGUUGUAUGCAGCGAGCUGUUUGCUCCUAUGUCCGUUCAACAGAAUCAAGUAUGAAAGCUGGAUCCGAUGAUCAAAUCGAUCAUAUAAUUCACACUUUGUCAGAAAACUCUUUGGUGGAUUACUUAUUGGAUGGCACUGCUAUUAAGGAAGCCCUUGAAAAUGGUAAAAAGCUCAAUGGGAAGGAAUGUGAAGUGAUUUACUCAUCAUGCCCGGUGGACAGUAAAACAGCGAUGAAUGUUGUUACAACACUUUUGCCAAAAACACCUAAAAAUUAAUUAGAAUCAACAACAAUAACAACAAAUUUGUUUUUUUUUUUUUUAUUUUACUGAGGUGUUUCAAUGGGGGAUGUGUCAUUCAACAGAUUUGUAAUUAAUUUGUGACAUUUUAUUUUUUGUUAAUUUUCGUUUGGGUUGAAA
Molecule: messenger RNA, 997 nt
Organism: Episyrphus balteatus (marmalade hoverfly)
Lineage: Eukaryota; Metazoa; Arthropoda; Insecta; Diptera; Syrphidae
Gene: Desi
Exons: 5
Coding region: 122-856 (244 amino acids)
Source: RefSeq, a predicted model, not a curated record